CACCGUCUCUCUUUCUCAGCAGAAACACUAACGCAAUCCCAUCGCUAAACAAUGGCUGCCUCUCACCGGAAGCCGCCUCACGCCCUCCUCGUCCCCUACCCUCUCCAAGGCCACAUCAUCCCGGCCGUCCACCUCGCCAUCAAACUCGCCUCCAGGGGCUUCGCCAUCACCUUCGUCAAUACCGAAGCCGUCCACCACCAGACCUGUUGCGCCGCCCGCCGCUCCGGCUCCGACCUCGGCCACGACAUCUUCCCCGCCGCCCGCGCCUCCGGCCUCGACAUACGCUACGAGCUCGUGAGCGACGGCCUCCCCGUUGCCUUCGACCGCUCUCUCAACCACGACCAGUUCAUGUUCGCCGUUCUCCACGUCCUCUCCGCCCACGUCGAGGAGCUCAUACGGAAGCUGUCGCUGCGCGCCGACCCUCCCCUCACCUGCCUCAUCGCCGACACCUUCUUCGUGUGGCCUUCCACCUUGGCCAAGAAGUUUGGGAUCCCCUACGUAUCCUUCUGGACCGAGCCGGCGCUCAUCUUCUCUCUCUACUAUCACAUGGAUCUCCUCAUCCGAAAUGGCCACUUCGCUUCUCACGAUAACAGCAAAGACACGAUAACGUACGUGCCAGGGGUGGCAGCGAUCGAGCCGGCUGACCUCAUGUCGUACCUGCAGGAGACGGACGUGUCGACGGUGGUGCACCAGAUCAUCUUCAAGGCGUUCGACGAGGCCAAGGCCGCGGACUUCGUGCUGUGCAACACGGUGCAAGAGCUGGAGUCCGACACGAUCUCCGCCCUGCAGCGGGAGAAGCCGUUCUAUGCUGUGGGGCCGAUCUUCCCCGCGGGGUUCACCAGGAGCGCCGUGGCGACGAGCCUGUGGGCGGAAUCCGACUGCUCCCAGUGGCUGGACUCCAAACCGCCGGGUUCCGUCUUGUACAUCUCCUUUGGAAGCUACGCGCACAUCGGCAGGCGGGACCUGGAGGAGAUAGCCCACGGAGUUCUCGGAAGCACGGUCAGCUUCAUAUGGGUGCUCCGGUCGGACGUCGUCAGCUCCGACGAGCCCGACCCGCUGCCCGAAGACUUCGCGGAGGAGAGCCAAGGGAGGGGGGUGGUGGUGCCAUGGUGCUGCCAGGUCGAGCUGCUGAAGCACCGGUCGAUCGGCGGUUUCCUCACCCACUGCGGCUGGAACUCGAUCUUGGAGAGCAUAUGGUGCGGGGUUCCGCUGCUCUGCUUCCCCCUCCUCACCGAUCAGUUCACGAAUCGGAAACUGGUGGUCAAUGACUGGAGGAUCGGACUCGACCUAGGACGGACGAACAAGGUGAACAGAGAGGAAGUAAGCAAGAGAAUCGAGAUCUUGAUGGAAGGAGAAGCAGGGAAUGAGGCCAGGAAGAACACAAGGGAGGUCAGGAGAGCCCUCGAGAUUGCACUCACUCCCGAGGGUUCGUCACAUAAGAACUUGGAUCAGUUCAUCGCGGAUCUAACGAAGUAUGGUGAGCAGAUCAAUGGAGUGUGAGAAGCGUAGUAAAUGGUAGA
Musa acuminata subsp. malaccensis (wild Malaysian banana) is the source of this 1520-nucleotide messenger RNA. RefSeq names its product UDP-glycosyltransferase 86A1. Lineage: Eukaryota; Viridiplantae; Streptophyta; Magnoliopsida; Zingiberales; Musaceae. Gene Ontology annotation, molecular function: UDP-glycosyltransferase activity. The record is from RefSeq and is a predicted model, not a curated record.